Messenger RNA from Suricata suricatta (meerkat), 4645 nucleotides. RefSeq names its product kelch like family member 5 (gene KLHL5). NCBI's taxonomy places the organism in Eukaryota, Metazoa, Chordata, Mammalia, Carnivora, Herpestidae. Bases 77 to 2443 code for a protein of 788 amino acids. Gene Ontology annotation, molecular function: protein binding. The transcript is spliced from 13 exons. The record is from RefSeq and is a predicted model, not a curated record.
CUUUCUUUCUGGUUGCAAAUAUCUAUAGCUUCACCUCAGCAGAUGGCUGAAGGAAUGGACUAUGGGGAGGUAGUAUAUGUUACCUGGAAGAUGGGCUCCCCAGAAAAGGAAUACCAACAGAGAAAGGGCACAGACUUCUCUUGUCUUGGUUGGAUGCACAAAUCUGUGUGCAGUGCUUUUUGCCCGUUGCCUAGACGAUCACUUGGUUUCUCUGAGGAUGUCUGGUUCUCGUAAAGAGUUUGAUGUGAAGCAGAUUUUGAAAAUCAGAUGGAGGUGGUUUAGCCAUCAAGCAUCAUCUAAUUCUACAGUUGACAGCCAGCAGGGAGAAUUUUGGAAUCGAGGACAGACUGGAGCAAACGGUGGGAGAAAGUUUUUAGAUCCAUGUAGCCUACAAUUGCCUUUGGCUUCAAUUGGUUACCGAAGGUCCAGCCAACUGGAUUUUCAGAAUUCACCUUCUUGGCCAAUGGCAUCCACCUCUGAAGUCCCUGCAUUUGAGUUUACAGCAGAAGAUUGUGGCGGUGCACACUGGCUGGAUAGACCAGAAGUGGAUGAUGGCACUAGUGAAGAAGAAAAUGAAUCUGAUUCCAGUUCAUGCAGAACGUGGAAUUCUGAACUGUGGUGUUGGAAUAAUAAUAAAUAUAGACCAGUCAUCUAUAAUCAUUUGUAUACUGGAGAGAAGGGCAUAUCUUUACAUAGGACUUCCAAUAGUAGCCAGACAUUAUCAUCCUGCCAUACUAUGGAGCCAUGUUCAUCAGAUGAAUUUUUCCAAGCCCUUAAUCAUGCGGAGCAAACAUUUAAAAAGAUGGAAAACUAUCUGAGACAUAAACAGUUAUGUGAUGUAAUUCUAGUUGCUGGUGAUCGCAGAAUUCCAGCUCACAGACUGGUGCUCUCCUCUGUCUCUGAUUAUUUUGCUGCCAUGUUUACUAAUGAUGUCAGAGAAGCAAGGCAAGAAGAAAUAAAAAUGGAAGGUGUUGAACCGAAUUCACUAUGGUCCUUGAUUCAGUAUGCAUAUACAGGCCGCCUUGAAUUAAAAGAAGAUAAUAUUGAGUGCCUGCUAUCUACAGCUUGCCUUCUUCAGCUUUCACAGGUUGUGGAAGCUUGCUGUAAGUUUUUAAUGAAACAGCUUCACCCGUCCAACUGUCUUGGAAUCCGUUCUUUUGCUGAUGCCCAAGGUUGUACAGAUUUGCAUAAAGUGGCUCACAAUUAUACUAUGGAACAUUUCAUGGAAGUAAUUCGAAACCAGGAAUUUGUACUAUUACCAGCCAGUGAAAUUGCAAAGCUCUUGGCCAGCGAUGACAUGAACAUUCCUAAUGAGGAGACGAUACUGAAUGCACUUCUUACUUGGGUCCGUCAUGAUUUGGAACAGAGACGGAAAGAUCUCAGUAAACUUUUGGCUUAUAUUAGGCUACCUCUUCUUGCCCCACAGUUCCUGGCAGAUAUGGAAAAUAAUGCUCUUUUCCGGGAUGAUAUAGAAUGUCAGAAACUUAUUAUGGAAGCGAUGAAGUACCAUUUAUUACCAGAAAGACGACCCAUGUUACAGAGCCCUCGGACAAAACCUAGAAAGUCCACGGUUGGAACACUAUUUGCAGUUGGAGGAAUGGAUUCAACAAAAGGAGCAACGAGCAUUGAAAAGUAUGAUCUUCGUACAAAUAUGUGGACUCCUGUAGCAAAUAUGAAUGGGAGGAGACUACAGUUUGGUGUUGCCGUGUUAGAUGACAAACUGUAUGUGGUCGGAGGAAGAGAUGGACUGAAGACCCUGAACACUGUAGAGUGCUACAACCCCAAAACCAAAACCUGGAGUGUGAUGCCUCCUAUGUCCACCCACAGGCACGGCCUUGGUGUGGCUGUCCUGGAAGGCCCCAUGUACGCCGUGGGAGGACACGAUGGCUGGAGCUAUCUGAAUACAGUGGAAAGAUGGGACCCUCAGGCUCGUCAGUGGAAUUUUGUUGCUACUAUGUCUACCCCCAGAAGCACAGUAGGUGUGGCUGUACUAAGUGGAAAACUGUAUGCAGUUGGCGGUCGUGAUGGAAGCUCUUGCCUCAAAUCAGUAGAAUGUUUUGAUCCUCAUACUAAUAAAUGGACACUCUGUGCACAAAUGUCCAAAAGGAGAGGGGGAGUCGGAGUAACGACCUGGAAUGGAUUGCUGUAUGCUAUUGGAGGACACGAUGCUCCUGCCUCCAACUUGACUUCCAGACUCUCAGACUGUGUGGAAAGAUAUGAUCCCAAAACAGACAUGUGGACUGCGGUGGCAUCUAUGAGCAUCAGCAGAGAUGCAGUAGGGGUCUGUUUACUUGGUGAUAAACUAUAUGCUGUUGGAGGGUAUGAUGGACAGACUUACCUGAAUACAGUGGAGGCGUAUGAUCCCCAGACAAAUGAGUGGACUCAGGUUGCUCCGCUGUGUCUAGGAAGAGCUGGGGCUUGUGUUGUGACUGUCAAAUUAUAAUGCGGUGCUUUGUUUUCUGAAUGAAGAUACCAUCUUCCUUAUGAAUUUAGGAAAAUUAUUCUACUACCACUGGAAAUAUUUUUUAGCAAAUUUGCAAUGCCACAGUCCUGGGCACAAAGUGCCCAAUCUCAACGUGAAGAUGAUCAAACGAGGGAGGAAGGGGCGGAUGAACCAGGAUGAAAUCCUACAUUUUGUAGUAAGUCAUUUCUUAGCAAAUCAAAACGACGGCUUGUCGACGGUGAACGUACGUUCCUAGCAUAACGUAUGCAGACAAAGCACUCCUCCUAAACACAGUGCCACCGGGAAUUUCAUAUAUUCAUAACCACACUUCACUCCCAUUAUCCACAUUUCCUUUAUGACAGUGCACAUAUACCAGAUAACACUUGUCACAUUUGCUUUGUAACUUUAUCCUACAUUAGUUCCACUAAUUUAAUUAACCACAACUGCUAUUUUAAUGACAUACUAAAGACUAUGCUAAUACUUAGUUUUUUUUCAGAAAUAGCUGCAUUAUGUAAACUUUGAUUAAGGAUUUUAUUUCUAAAUCAGCUUAGUCUAAUGAAUAAAGAAAAACAGAGCAUUAAGACAACAAUGACUGAACAAAAAUGAUCUUUGGGUUCUUUUAAAAUAUUCAGCCUAUUAUAUUUAGAUUCACUAAAAACCACAUAUUGUGAUAUUCUCAAAUGGGAAUAAUUGAAACAUGGUGUUUUGCAUUAAAUUUAAGAUAUGCAAAUUUAUGUAGAGAAAAUAAAUGUUCUAUACACUAUAAUGUUCUUUUACCUAAGUAGUAUUUAAUUAUAUGGAUUUGUCUUUUAUGUUACAAAAGAUAUUUUGAUUUUGUCUUUCGAUAUGGACAGAAACUGUCUGGAUAUUCUUAUGUUCUCAAGUCUCUAGUUACCCCCUUGCUUUGUUUCUCACUUUUUGCCACAAUUAGUAACCCUUUGUGCUUCUUUGUAAUCAAACAGUUUGAGGGGAAUGGGCUUAUUGAAUGUUGAAAAAUAAGUUUAAAGUGUUUAUUACCCAAAGUUUUGUACAUUUGUAAACUCCAGUUACACAUGUGAAUGUUAAUACUCUCAAUGAAUUGUUUAUUGUUUGCAAAAAUGCACUGGGCAGUAACAUUUUAUGAUAAAUCCUUUAAGAUAUGCAAGUCAUUAACUUAUGUCAUAUAAAAAUGAGUAUAAACUAAAUUUCCAUCUUUUAAAAUAACAAUGCUGUGGUUAAUGUGCUUUUACAUUUUGUAUCGAGGUAGACUUCGUUUCAGUUGUCUUCUUUAAAAAGCAAACCAAACUCCUUUUUUUUUUGAGCCAAUUUUAAAUGCUCUUGAAAUGUUGAAAACCAAGAAACAGAAUACCUCCCCUCCCAAAGCAAAUCUUGUGGUCGCUUUAUUAGUCCAUGGCCACAAAGAAUAUAAUCAUGAUAGUAAAAAAAUUCAUUAAUGUUUUAUAUAAUAAUUACAUUAUACAUAUGAAUUCAAUUUCAUGACAAGGAGGGAUCAGCGUUAGAGUAUAUUUAUGUAUUUAAAGGAAGAGAAAGGAAAAGGUAUAAGAAACAAAACAAAAAACCAAUAGCAGAAAGGUGUUAGUUACAUGGUUACCUUCCUAGGGAAGCCGAGGCCUGUGAUUUCAAAGGAGGUACUUCUGCUUGUGAUUAUCUCUUGGAAUACUCGCCAUCCACUCUCUGAUUUCCAUUGGCCCGCAGUGGAGGCCAGACUCAUGUAAAAGUAAAGGAACUGAUUCUCUUCCCUGGGGACUUGCCUUUGCCUUUGAUUUUUCCUCCCUGAGAGAGGGCCUCUCUAAUGCAGUUUGUAUAGUUGACCCUUGAACAACACAGAGGUCCGGGGUGCCAACUCCCCACACAGUAAAAAGUCUUCGUAUAACUUUUGACUCCCCCACAACUUAACUACUGAUAGCCUACUGUUGACCAGAAGCCUUACCGAUAACAUAAACGGUUGACUAACAAGUAUUUUGUAUAUUGUAUGUAUUAUAUACUGUAUUCUUACAAUAAAGUAAGCCACAGAAAAGAAAAUGUUAUUUAAAAACUCACAAGAGAAAAUCCAUGCACAGGACUGUACUGUAUUUAUUUUUUAAAAAAAUCCUUAUAUAAGCGGAACCAGACUGUUCAAACCUGUAUUGUUCAAGGGUCAACUGUACUCAACAGGACCUGCUUUCCUGAACACUAAUAAAGAGAACCGAUUUUCUAGGGACA